AUGCGACCCUACGCUGCCUCGCUGCCUGCCCUGCGAGAGGUCGGGGAUAAGGUCAGAGCCCUCGAGGCGGAACUGGGCCAGUACACCGAUGAAGAUGGCGACCAUCCUCCAACAAGUGAAGAACUAGUCCGUCCGGGCGGCAUGAUUCGUCUAGGCGGCAACGACGAGACACCUCGUUAUCUAGGGCCAACCAGCGGUAUCGCCAUGACACGACUGCUCAUGGCCGAGGCCAAGCGGUUUACCGAUUCUAACAAGAUUUCUGACCUCAUCCCUGAGGUUCGGGCCAGGAGCCAGGCUCGCAUGCAAUCCAUCCAUAUGACGGGAUCGGGGAGCAGUAGGAAGAAGAGCUAUCCCAUGGUUAGCGAAUGCCCGGCCGAGGGUCUUCCUACGCGGGCGGUGGCCGAUAAGCUGGUAGAAAUUUACUUCAAAAAGGCUCAAAUCCACUGGCCUGUGCUUCACGAGAAGCUAUUCCAAGCAGACUUUGAUGCCGUCUAUAAUCGCGAUACAGACGUGUACAAAAACUUUACUGUUCGCAUGGUUAUCGCCGUCAGCUUGCAGAAACUGGACACGCAAUAUGCUGGGUUGGCCGACGGAUACUACAUGGCGGCAAUGAAAUACGUUGAAGAUAUUAUUCGUCCCAAAGACCUCAAAACGCUGCAGUGUCUCAUUCUCAUCGGGCAAUACUCGCUGCUCACCCCGACACGAACGCCCGUCUAUUAUGUUAUUGGACUGGCCACCAGAAUUUGCCAGCAAGAGGGACUGAUGGAUGAAAAGACCAUCACCUCGGGUUACAACUUGGACCCUCAGAUCAUCGAUAUGCGCCGGAGACUUGCAUGGAUAAUCACCACCAUGGAGUUUGGGCUUUCCUAUUACAUGGGCCGUCCCAGUGCAUUUGCCCUCAACAGCGACCGCUUGGAUGUCGAAUUCUUUUCUGUCGUCGACGAUGCAAACAUUACGCCUCAGGGAAUCGUGCCUGGUCCGCCUAACGCACGGAAGCUUGCAACCAUACAUUUCUACAAAAUGACAAACCCGCAGGCUGAAAUCAAGAGAACUCUAUAUGAAAGAAAGAGGCCAGAGCCUAGAAAUGAUGAUCACCCGUGGUUCCAUAGCAUGGAAAAGACGCUGAGGGAUUGGUUGGAUGCGGCACCUGAAGAACCUCCAUGGGCCAAGCCUUGGCCAUCUCCUCAAAUCCCGCAGCCGUCGCCUCGUGCAGCGCAAAUCUGCUAUGAAUCUUCUGCCGCCACGAUCGAUCUUGCUCAGAAGCAACUAGGCAGCGAUACUGUGGACAUCACUUGGGUGUUCCUUCUGACGGUAAACCUGGCUCUCAGUACACUCUUAUGGACGAUAUCCUAUCCCGAAGUUCGACGUAAUCACCCUCGGGAAGAGGUUGAGGAGUUGAUCAACACGGCAUUGGAGUGCCUGGACCGAUGUGCAGAGCGUUGGCCCGGGACCACAGCCACUUCACAGCUCUACACCAUAUUUUCCAAAGCAUGCCUGCAAAGCUACGACGCACAGGUGAAACUUGAAAGAGAGCCCUUUUCUUUUAGCAGCCCCCCGGCAUCAAGCGAGUCUCAGUCCUCUCCCGAAGGCUACGCCCAGUCAAACGCCACCACUCCCCGGCCUCUCCCCUACCUCAACCCUCCGACGUUUGGGUACGUUUUUGACUCGUCCCCCGAGUCUAUGAACAAUUACGUAUUCAACCCCAACUACCCUCCUCCGCAACCCACUUUCCGCUCAAACUCAAUCUUCUGCAACCCGGCUACCGACAACGGCAACCGACGAUUCUCUUACUUUCCCCCUGAUGCCACUCAUAUGGGAGAAUCAGGCGGCCUGGAGGAUCCUUCUCACGGGAUCCCUAUACCAGACCACAUAGCCCAUCAACUGCAGUCACCACCCGAUUCAUUCAUUCAAGCCAACAUACCGACCUCUAGACCAGGGCUUUCGCCAUCGGCAAUGGCGAUAAAGCAGACAUCAAGCGUCGCACCACUUACGCCAUCGCCUCUCUCAGCGCAGAGCAACAUGUCACCGCCUCAAAAACCCAUCAUGGCACAACAGGUGCCGCAGUCCCAACCCCAGCCUACAUACGCCGCCGCACGCAUGGCACAGCCAGUUCAUCACCAGCGACCGCUGCCGCCUGCACCGACAUCCGCAUCGGACUGGUUCGCCCCUCAGUCGCAAUUCAUGUCGCCGUACAACUUUGUCACCUCGGGCGGUGGCUAUUUCAACGAGGCCAUGGCGGGCAUGAGCGGAUUUGGAGGGUCCCCAGGACCUGGAUUGGGACUUCACAACAUCACUGCGCAGCUCGAAGCGGGUGGCAUGCAGUUUGGCUAUUCGCCCGGCAGGCAAGGCAGCCUGUCUCAAUCGCAGCAGAUGGAGCUCAUGGAGGACUUGGAGAAGGACGGCGUAAGUGCCAUGGAUGCGUACCUGCAGGACAACCCGAUGAAUGGGAGGGGGUGGUACUGA
Trichoderma aggressivum f. europaeum is the source of this 2463-nucleotide messenger RNA. Its product is annotated as transcriptional regulator family: Fungal Specific TF. Bases 1 to 2463 code for a protein of 820 amino acids. NCBI's taxonomy places the organism in Eukaryota, Fungi, Ascomycota, Sordariomycetes, Hypocreales, Hypocreaceae. Gene Ontology annotation, molecular function: sequence-specific DNA binding; zinc ion binding; DNA-binding transcription factor activity, RNA polymerase II-specific. The record is from RefSeq and is a predicted model, not a curated record. The transcript is spliced from 4 exons. Gene Ontology annotation, biological process: DNA-templated transcription; positive regulation of transcription by RNA polymerase II.